UUGUUCUCGGAGGGGUACACGCCGUACGGGUUGGAAAUCUGACAAAGUGAGAGAAACACGGGCAGCGGUAGAAGGAGCAGACUGGGACUGGAACCGCUGUGUGUACACACAUCUCUACUCUCACAGAUCGCUGUCAGCUUUGAUAACAUUUGUUUCUUUAAUACGUGAACGUGUUAGCCUCCGUGCCUCCUCAAACCUUACCGUUUUGUUUCUACCGAUUUAGUGGAUCCAGUUCUGCUCCGACUAGAAGAUGAAUUCAUUAGGCAGUUCUUCCAAAUGGCCAUCUUAUGACUCACUAAGCUCCACCUCCAGCCUCCUCUUCAGUGAGAGCGAGCAGACUGAGGAUGAGGCAGACGUCUCCUCAGAGGGAGAAGGGGACAGCGGAAUAAGAAAGAGUCUCACUGGUGACAACGGAAUGACACUCUCGGGGAAGUAUCUUGAUUUCCCAGCUCGUUCAGAUCAGCUGCUCUCAAGGUCUAAGAGCGACCAGCCUGAGUGCUGCCCUGAGGAAACGAAGCGUCCCGUCCAAGCCUCUCCUCAUGGAGCUGCCACGUUAGGCUCAUCUUCAGCGACACCUGGGGACCUGGCCUUCGCACAGAAAUGUGCAGAUUUGCGGAGGUUUAUCUGUCCUUUGCUUGAACUUCUACAAGGGCUAAAGACCGGACGAUUUGACAAAGGGCUAUCCAGUUUCCAGCAGAGUGUUGCCAUAGAUAGAUUGCACAGGAUUCUUGGAAUUCUACAGAGGCCUGAAAUGGGUGAGAAAUACCUCCAAAACCUGCUGCAGAUAGAGAUGAUGCUCAAAAUAUGGUUCCCUCGGGUGGCAUUUCAGUCCACAGAUAUACCAAGCCAGACCACCACUCCCAGUCGCCGACCACACUGGUGCCAAAAUCAGCUCCACAUGCCAGUUAAGAAGAGAAAGCUGAGCUGGUCAGACCCCGAAGACUCCAGCAAAGUCCCCACAAAGCAUAUGCACUAUCAACAUGGGAGCAGCCAGACUGCGACUCCACUCGACACAGCUUCCACACGUCUACCAGGAUCACCUCAGAAGCAGAGAGCUCCAGAGCAAAGAACAGUCGAACCAGCUGAGGGCAGCUGCGCAGCUGAACAUGAGUUUUCAUACAGCACUGUCACUUUAAGCAGGCCGUUAUAUUUAGGUUGCAAGAGAGCAAAUGAGAAUCUGAAGCAGUCUGAGGUUCCUCUGCCCGGCCCUGGUGAAAGCCUGGCGACACAGGACAGCUCAGUGUCCUCGAGUGACAUUAUGACUACAACCUAUUCAACUUAGCUGGCCUUAGAUGUCCUUGCCACCACAAGAAGGUGCCACUCUAUGCCAGCCAGAGUGAAGGCAGAGGGCAGACUUCAUUACAUAAGAAUAAAGUUUGACGCAGAGCAAGUCUUUGAUGGCUGCAAGGCAUGUAAAACCAGAAGAGGAGGAGGAGGAGGAGGAGGAGAAGGAGGAAUGCAGUGGUACACUCGUUAACCCUUAACUCUCCUGUGUGGUUUUUGAUUACACCAGACUUAUUGCUUUACAAUACCUGGAAGCGUGUAUUGUCUGUCUGUAUGAGUAUCACUUUUGUAUACUUUGACUUUUACAAAGUUAAAACGAUGUUGAAAAUACUUUUCAUGUGUAAUGUUUUAAAGCAGUCCCUGCUCUGUUUUGUAUUUUUUUACAUAAUGGAACGCAGCUCGACAGUAAUAGUUAAGGAUUUCAUGACAUUUGUGAAAAAAAGAAAAAAACAUCAAAAAGUUUAAAUGCUCCAUAUUUGCUGGUUUGUUCUUUUUGUUUCGAGGAUAUGAUAGGAACACAGUGCUACAUGGAGGAAAUAAUUGGCAGCUUGAUUUGUGGUGAAAAUAAUUGUUAGUUGCAGCCCUACUACAGUUACAAAAAAUUAACACAGAUGAUUAAAAAGGCAUUUAGGGAAAGUUAUAAUUGUAUUUUGCCAGCUGAUUGAUUGUAACAUAUGGUGGAGCAAAUGCAUGUAGCUGAUGCCAAAAUGUGCCAAACAAUCCCGUUAUGCAUUAUCAUAUCGUAUGCACCUUACUUCACUUUCACUACAUCUUUAUUUAUCAGCACGUAACAAACACACACACAAAACACAAGAUGUUUGUUUCUAUGUAAAUAAGAAAAGAUGUAGUUGCACUUAAAGUUAAAGAGCAAAAUGCUGCACAGGAAAUACCACAACCUGAUUGCUCAGUAAUGAUUGAGGCAGUUGAGGAAAUACGAGCUCCUUGGCUAGAUGCUAAUAUCAGUCAGUUACUCCAUUAACUAGCCUGAACUUUAUUUUUUAUAUUGAGUUUUAAGUGACUAUAUUUUUAUACUUUAGAAAAGGCAUAAUAUAUUUGAUCCCUCAUACAUUGGAAUGGAUUUACCUGCAUUUUGGAUGACAAUUUGUAAACAUCAAAGAGUUGUGAUAUAACUUAUUAAAAAACUGUUUAAGAAUAUCAGUACUUGAAAAUGUUGAUUCCGUCGACAGAUGGAUGCUUUACAGGUCCUUGAUACUUAUUUAGUUUAAAUUUAGCUUAUUGCCAUUAUUCUUUUUUUCACAGAAAAUGCAAAGACAUUACAAGGGGAAGAAUAGUUGCUGUGUCUCAUAUCAAAUUUGUGCUUUACUAUUAUUUAUAUUAUCACGGGGAUUUGAUUAACUAAACUAUUUUCAUUCUCGAGCACACAACUUAUUUUUUGAUAGCAUUUGGCCAUUUGCACCUCCACAUUUUAAAUCAUAUAUCAUUCAUGUUGAAUGGUGUUUAUUCUAUGGUGGUUUAUCACCAGUCAGCCUUACUUUUUAGACCUAAAGGAAUCCAGAAACUUGCCUGAAACUCCGUCAUCAGUUAUUCAAACCGUAUAAUAUUUCUUUAAUGAUAGUAAAGUCUUCUUUUCACCACAUAUGUCAUAGCAAACCAAAUGUGCUACUGUGUAGAUGUAGAUCCAAUGUAAUUUGCAGAGGAUCUUAGUUAUGUUAUUUAAAAUGAAAACUAGGGAUUUAGAGUAGAGUUGUGUUGUUUUGGAUAGUAAGAGGUUGCAUCCCCCAGUACAGGGUUUGCUGUGCUGUGUUACACAGCUUCCAUUUGUGAAAAGGAGAGAAACUAAACUUAGAGUAAAAAUCUUAUUUACCAGUUUUACAUCUUUCAUUUUUCUUGUUUUUAUUUUCCUUUGUUUCUUGUAAUGACAUUUUCAUUAUUGACGAGUGAUUGAAAAACACAUACUUUUUCUAUAUUAAACAAAUGGUAUGGUUCAUCAAAAUGCAGCAUGUUUGUUGAUUUCUGGAAUGAAAAACACUGACAGACAAAGCUCGUCUGAAGUCGGUCAGAAUAAUUACAU
Messenger RNA from Anoplopoma fimbria (sablefish), 3316 nucleotides. It is a transcript of the gene ciarta, whose product is annotated as circadian associated repressor of transcription a. The coding region runs from base 251 to 1282 and encodes 343 amino acids. The record is from RefSeq and is a predicted model, not a curated record. Gene Ontology annotation, cellular component: nucleus. Gene Ontology annotation, molecular function: RNA polymerase II cis-regulatory region sequence-specific DNA binding. Lineage: Eukaryota; Metazoa; Chordata; Actinopteri; Perciformes; Anoplopomatidae. Gene Ontology annotation, biological process: negative regulation of DNA-templated transcription; circadian regulation of gene expression. The transcript has 6 exons.